Nerophis lumbriciformis (worm pipefish) is the source of this 609-nucleotide messenger RNA. The record is from RefSeq and is a predicted model, not a curated record. NCBI's taxonomy places the organism in Eukaryota, Metazoa, Chordata, Actinopteri, Syngnathiformes, Syngnathidae.
AUGAUUCAUAUCAGCGUCAAGAUGUCGGGACGUUCAGGCCGUGCUGAGACCCGGAGUCGCGCUAAGGAUGACAUUAAAAAGGUCCUGGCCGCAAUUGAGAAAGUGCGCAAAUGGGAGAAGAAAUGGGUGACAGUCGGAGACACGUCCUUGCGCAUAUUCAAGUGGGUGCCAGUGACCGAAACAAAACAGAUCUAUCGUACCAAAUGUACUGGUGGAGAAGCCAGAGGAUUAAAAGACGUGGUCCUUGAAAACACGAACUCUUUGCCAGAUUUGACUGAUGAAAACAGCAACCAGAGUUUUCUGUCUGAUGUUUACCACCCUAAGCUGGAUAACAGCAGCAGCAACUCAAGCUCACAGCAGGUCAGCCCUCCGCAUACUAGCCUCCGAACUGAAGACUCACAACCACCAAUGCUCGGUCAGGAAAGUGUGGAUGAGCCAAUUCACCCUGGACAGGAGAGAGCAGAUGAGCCUCCAACUCUGAUCAAGGAGGAUCUUUUGUCAUCAGGGAGCACCAGACGGAACGCAAUACACACGCAGGAAGAAUCGGACGAAUCAGGAGCACCUCCUUUAAAGAAGAUUUGCACAGGAGAAAAUGCUGUGUCAAGAUAG